Molecule: messenger RNA, 927 nt
Organism: Phacochoerus africanus (Common warthog)
Lineage: Eukaryota; Metazoa; Chordata; Mammalia; Artiodactyla; Suidae
Product: olfactory receptor 8B3-like
Exons: 1
Coding region: 1-927 (308 amino acids)
Biological process (GO): sensory perception of smell; G protein-coupled receptor signaling pathway
Cellular component (GO): membrane
Molecular function (GO): olfactory receptor activity; odorant binding; G protein-coupled receptor activity
Source: RefSeq, a predicted model, not a curated record
AUGGCUUCUGGAAAUGGUUCUUUUGUGACUCAAUUCAUUCUGUUGGGAUUAACAGACCAACCAGAUCUCCAACUCCCUCUGUUUUUCCUGUUUCUAGUAAUGUAUAUGGUCACUGUGAUGGGCAAUUUGGGCUUGAUAAUUCUAGUUGUGCUAAAUUCACACCUACAUACCCCUAUGUACUUUUUUCUCUUCAACCUGUCCUUCAUAGAUCUCUGUUACUCUUCUGUGUUUACACCCAAAAUGCUGAUUAACUUCAUAUCAGAGAAGAAUAUUAUUUCUCUCAUGGGGUGUAUGACCCAACUUUACUUUUUCUGUUUUUUUUUUGCUAUUUCUGAGUGCUAUGUGCUGACUUCAAUGGCCCAUGAUCGCUAUGUGGCCAUCUGUAACCCCCUGUUGUAUAACAUUGCCAUGUCUCCUAAAGUGUGUUCCAGCCUUAUGCUUGCUUCCUACUUGAUGGCAUUUUCUGGUGCCACGGCUCACACUGGGUGCAUGCUGAGACUGACCUUCUGUGAUGCAAAUACCAUCAACCAUUACUUCUGUGACAUCCCUCCUCUGCUCCAGCUCUCCUGCACAAGUACCUACAUCAAUGAUAUGGUAGUCUUCAUUGUGGUGGGCAUCAACAUCAUUGUGCCCAGUCUCACCAUCUCUGUCUCUUAUGGUCUUAUCCUCUCCAGCAUCCUUCACAUCAGCUCCAGGAAAGGCAGGUUUAAAGCGUUCAGCACCUGCAGUUCCCACAUAAUUGCUGUGUCUCUGUUCUUUGGAUCAGUUGCAUUUAUGUAUCUCAGACCAUCUGCUCAAUCUGUGGAUGAGGGAAAAAUCUCUUCUGUCUUUUAUACCAAUAUAGUUCCCUUGCUGAAUCCAUUAAUUUACAGCUUGAGGAACAAAGAUGUUAAACGUGCUCUGAGAAAAACCCUGGGUAGGAUAUAG